UAGAGCUUUGGAACCUGCCGGGUUGUGGGAGGUGAUGCUGGCCGUGGCGACAGCAAAGGAGGAGGAUCGCGGAGCGCUGGACUUGGAAGACACCACAAAGCAGGGAGACCGGCGGAGCAUCAUGGAGGGCAUCGGGGAGCAGCCAAGCACGCAGCCCACGCAGCCCGGGGACCACCAAAUCCGCGACGGCGACUUCGUGGUGCUGAAACGGGAAGAUGUGUUAAAAGCGGUGCAGAUCCAGCGGAGAAAAAAAGUAACUUUUGAAAAACAGUGGUUCUAUCUGGAUAACGUCAUCGGCCAUAGUUACGGAACCACAUUUGAAGUGACCAGUGGAGGGAGUCUUCAGCCCAAGAAGAAGAAGGAAGAGCCUACCUCAGAGACUAAAGAAGCGGGUACUGAUAAUCGAAAUAUAAUUGAUGAUGGAAAAUCUCAGAAACUUACCCAAGAUGACAUAAAAGCUCUGAAGGACAAGGGCAUCAAAGGAGAGGAAAUAGUUCAGCAGUUAAUUGAAAAUAGUACAACAUUCCGAGACAAGACAGAAUUUGCUCAAGAUAAAUAUAUAAAAAAGAAGAAAAAGAAAUAUGAAGCAGUCAUUACUGUUGUGAAGCCAUCCACCCGCAUUCUUUCAAUUAUGUAUUAUGCAAGAGAACCUGGAAAAAUUAACCACAUGCGAUAUGAUACACUAGCCCAGAUGUUGACGUUGGGAAAUAUCCGUGCUGGCAAUAAAAUGAUUGUAAUGGAAACAUGUGCGGGUUUGGUGCUUGGUGCAAUGAUGGAAAGAAUGGGAGGUUUUGGCUCCAUUAUUCAGCUGUACCCUGGAGGUGGACCCAUUCGGGCAGCAACAGCAUGUUUUGGGUUUCCCGAAUCUUUCCUCAGUGGUCUUUAUGAAUUCCCCCUCAACAAAGUGGACAGUCUUCUAAAUGGAACGUUUUCGUCUGAGACAUUGUCUUCAGAGCCAAAAGACAGUGCUUCAGUAGAGGAAAGUAAUGGCGCCCUUGAGGAAAAACCAAGUUGGGAACAGGAGAGUGAGGACAGCUUGGCAGAAGUCCUGGAAAGCAAUCACCCAGAAAAACAAGCAACAGUCGAAAUGGUUCCUGAAGAUGCAGAAUACAAGGGACAUAAAAACAGAGGAAGCAGAAAAGAUUAUAUUCAGGAAAAGCAGAGGAGACAAGAAGAGCAGAGAAAAAGACAGUUAGAAGCUGCUGCUCUGCUGAGCCAAAGGAACGCAGAUGGUUUAAUUGUAGCUAGUCGUUUCCAUCCUACCCCGCUGCUACUGUCUUUGCUGGACUUUGUGGCUCCUUCACGGCCGUUCGUAGUCUACUGUCAGUAUAAAGAGCCUCUGUUGGAGUGCUACACAAAACUGCGGGAAAGGGGAGGGGUCAUCAACCUCAGGCUGUCCGAAACCUGGCUCAGAAAUUACCAGGUUUUGCCAGAUCGAAGUCACCCUAAACUCCUGAUGAGCGGAGGUGGGGGGUACCUUCUCUCAGGCUUCACCGUUGUCAUGGACAACCUUAAAGCUGACACUAACCUCAAAUCCAGUGUGUGCACUUUAGAAUUACAGAAGACUGAGGAGCCAGUGGCUAAAAAACAGAAACUCCUGGAGUCUGAUUCUUAACCUUUAAAUAAUUGCUUUGAUUUUUGUUCUCAGGCAAUAUACAGUUAGUAAUUAAACUUUAAAUGCCAUUACUAAUUGUUUUUUUCAUACUCUAAGAACGUGUCCAUACACUGUUCGUAGGAAGGAGGAGAAAGCCUUUUGUCCACCUCUGACCCAGAUGAUUUGGUCUGUUGCAGCCUUGAGCCAGAAUGUCCAGCCCUGGUCUGUGCGUGGACUGGUACCUGGCCAAUUCCGUUCAUUUAGCAAAGACCCUCAAGUAUUCUGUGCAAAUAUCACUGAGACUUUAGAUAUCCUAAAAACGUAUUUAUACAAGACUUUGUCUGUAUUUUAAAUUAAGUGGAAUAAUACAAUAUAGCUAAAACUUGGUGGGUACCAAAAGGAAAGAAUUUAUGGAAGAAAUGUCUUCUGUUUGUUCUGUACUCUUCAGCCUAAGCAAUAUGGAUGUGUGAGAUUGUGAGAUUUACUGUACCAAAAAUAUCGACCCUAUUCCCCACAGUGGAAUGUGCUUUUUUAAAAUGCCAGGUUUUAUUAUUUUAAUAGCUAACCACCUGGAAAAGUUUUGAGUAUUUAUUUUACUGCCUUUUGUGUGUGUGUGUGUGUGUGUGUGCGCGCGCGCGCGCGCGUGUAGAGGGUAUAGUAGGGUACUUUUUUUGCAUUAGUUUGCCAAUACUCCUGUUCCAAAUAAAAUGACUAGAAUUUUUGUGUAUUAUCCAAUUAAAGGAAACUUCCUCAUGUGGGUAGAUACCUAUGCGUGUGUAUAUAUACACACAUAUAUAUAUGGAGACAGACAUAGUUCAUAUUUAUAUGAACCAUAGCAGUUUUGUGCAGGGCUUACACCAGUUCUUAUUGCAUUAGUGUCACUCCUUGUCAAAUGUGUUUUAAAGUGCCUUUUCUGGUGAUUAUUAAUGCUGAUCUGUUGAGCUCUGGCAUGAUUAGGUGAUUAGCCUUCUAAGCUCUGAAAAAGUAUAGGAAAAUUCUUUGAUCAUCUGCUGCAGCAAAGAAAAGUGUUUAGAGUAAGCCAAGGCUCAAAUUUCAGAGUCCGAGCCCCUUGCUCACUAGAACAGGCGCACAUGUAUCGUGCACGUUGUCAAAGAAUAGAUGCAGCUCAUCCUGUGAGGAGCAUCUUAGAAGAAAAAGAAAUCUGUUUUUCCUAAUAGCAUGUACUUUUCUGAUAAUGGCCAGUGUGUUUACCAACAAGUACAGUUUUGAUUCUUUUUUCUUAAAAAAGUUGCUUUUAAAGAAUAAAAGUGUUUCCUACUCUGA
Choloepus didactylus (southern two-toed sloth) is the source of this 2878-nucleotide messenger RNA. RefSeq names its product tRNA methyltransferase 6 (gene TRMT6). Gene Ontology annotation, cellular component: nucleus; tRNA (m1A) methyltransferase complex. The coding region runs from base 35 to 1615 and encodes 526 amino acids. Lineage: Eukaryota; Metazoa; Chordata; Mammalia; Pilosa; Megalonychidae. The transcript is spliced from 11 exons. The record is from RefSeq and is a predicted model, not a curated record. Gene Ontology annotation, biological process: tRNA methylation.